Messenger RNA from Phacochoerus africanus (Common warthog), 6452 nucleotides. RefSeq names its product AMMECR1 like (gene AMMECR1L). The record is from RefSeq and is a predicted model, not a curated record. Lineage: Eukaryota; Metazoa; Chordata; Mammalia; Artiodactyla; Suidae. Bases 1981 to 2970 code for a protein of 329 amino acids. The transcript is spliced from 9 exons.
GGCUCUCCGAUCUCUAUGGUCUUGGCGACUAGCUAGAGGGCGUGUGGUCCACUGGAGGACUACCUAACAUUCUUCCUCCAUUACCUCACUGCCUCCGGUGGCUGCUGGGAUACCGGAAGACUCGGGUCCCGGCUCGGCUCAGUCCUCCAGCUGCCCGGGGAAUACCUCUAGCAGUUCUUCCCUGCCGCCACCGCCGCCCCGCCGCUUCCUCCUCCGCCCGCCCCCCGCCGGCCUUCUUCGCCCCGCCCCGUCCGCGCCGCGCGUCCGGCCCGUCUGCGGCCCGCUUCUCUCGCGAGCCCCCACCCAGGCGCAUGGCUCCAUGAAGCAGGAGGAGGAGGCAGAGCGCGAGAGGUCCCGUCUGCCCCAGCUGCGCCUGGGCCAGGAGAAAAGGUACAGGAAGAAGGAAUGGAAUCGGAAGGAAGAAAAUUCAUUUCAGAGACAAAAUAGCUCCCCUCCUCUGUUAUAGCUGUUCCCCUGGCAAUACAAACUUUCAGCUUUAAUCUAAACAAGACAGUGACCUCCGCGCUCAGAAACAAUCUAGUCAUUGGAAGUUUUACUGCAUCAAGUGCAUAAAGCUUUCUCAAAAAGAAGCCCCUGUUUCAAGCCAGACGUUGAAGCUUGCAAGCUGUUAUCCUCUGCUCGAGACAACUUUCAUCUUCUGAAGAAUUGCCCUAGAUUUAGAAAUGUGUAUUUUGUUAGGGAUCAGCAUAUAUCAAGAACAUAAGCAAUAUUUGAAAUUUUUGUAUCAACCUGAAGUGACAGGUUGUUUUUGUAGAAACAGUGCCAUUGCAAAUGGGUACAUAAAUAUCUAAUUUGAUUUAAAAGGUUGUAGAAUUUACGGACAAAAUACCAUAUUGUAGAGCAAGUGCCUAAAAAGGCAAUUAUGUGCUACAUGUUCAAAACACAGGGAAAAUUUUAGAAAUUAUAUAUUCAUCUGAGUGGGGGGCUAAAACUAACAUGUAAUGACUUGAGAAAAACCGAAGUAUAUUUUUCUCAAGUCAGCAGGAUUUUACAAACUUUGAUAUUGACAUUGAAAUAACUAGAAUCUGUUUUCCUGAUCCUGUUGAUGACUGACACAGACAACAGAAAGGAUCUUGGUCUUGUUACAGCUGUAUUGUCUUUACCUUAGGCUUUUUAAAGAAAAAGAAUUUAGUGAAAAAAGAUUCCUUCCUCCAGUUCACAUCAUCAGAUGGGACCCUUUGGUUUCCUGGCACAUGUGACACCACAUUUUGUUAGGCUGAUGGCUUUGCCUCUGUCUGCCUUCCUAUGACAGGGCAGAAAUGGCUACCUCACAAAAGGACUGUGAAGCUUGGGUCAUUUGUGUGAAUAAAGGUUUCUACCAGGUUGUAGCUUUUUUUGAAUGGGGUCUUGAAGGUAUAGAAGUGUAGAAACUGGAGUGAGGUCAGAGGAGAACCAAAGAAGAUGAGUCAGGCUGUAAACAUGAGCUGUGAAGAUGGAAAGGUGGGAGGGGAGCCUUGUGUUUGAAAGCAGCUGCUGCCUUUCAUCAUCCCAGAGAUCUGGGGCUAAAAUUACACAGAUAGGUUGAGGUUAGUGACGAGGAGAAUGUGGAAAGGAUGUGGUUAACAAGGAAAAGCAGGAACGUUCCUGUGGGGUUCUUUAAAAAUAGGAUGGUUCAAUUUGGAGCCUCUAAAAAGGUAGAGGAAGCAUCCUGAUGAAGAGUCUUGACAGGUCAAGCGCAGUUUUCCAGUCACUCCUGAAAUGUCCCCAUUCAGCUUCACGCUGGCUGCUACUCCAUCCUUAUGCCCUGAGAGUCCUGGGCAAGAGGGAGCUGCUUGUUGCCUGCCUUCAGCCAUGAUGAUCAUAACCUUAUGGAAAAUUAAAAAUAGUUGCCCUUUAGGAAAAGGUUAGGUGUCCCUGGUCUGGAAUUCAGGGUCUCUUCUAGCCCAUUGGUCUACGACCCUUUGUGACCAGUGUGACCUGGGGUUCUGCAGCAUUCCGGACCUCAGGCACUGAAUCAGGAUGGGAAAAAGACGUUGUGUUCCUCCACUCGAGCCCAAGCUGGCAGCAGGCUGUUGUGGGGUCAAGAAGCCUAAGUUAUCUGGAAGUGGAACGCACAGUCACGGGAACCAGUCCACAACUGUCCCCGGCUCUAGUUCAGGACCUCUUCAAAACCACCAGCAUGUGGACGGCAGCAGUGGUCGGGAGAAUGUGUCGGACUUAACUCUGGGACCUGGAAACUCUCCCAUCACACGAAUGAAUCCCGCAUCGGGAGCGCUGAGCCCUCUCCCCCGGCCCAAUGGAACUGCCAAUACCACCAAGAAUCUGGUGGUGACUGCAGAGAUGUGCUGCUACUGCUUUGACGUCCUUUACUGUCACCUCUAUGGCUUCCCACAGCCACGACUUCCUAGAUUCACCAAUGACCCCUAUCCCCUCUUUGUGACAUGGAAGACAGGGCGGGACAAACGGCUUCGUGGCUGCAUUGGGACCUUCUCAGCCAUGAAUCUUCAUUCAGGACUCAGGGAAUACACGCUAACCAGUGCACUUAAGGACAGCCGAUUCCCCCCCCUGACCCGAGAGGAGCUGCCUAAACUAUUCUGCUCUGUCUCCCUCCUUACUAACUUUGAGGAUGCCAGUGAUUACCUGGACUGGGAGGUAGGGGUCCAUGGGAUUCGAAUUGAAUUCGUCAAUGAGAAAGGCGUCAAACGUACAGCUACAUAUUUACCUGAGGUUGCAAAGGAACAAGAGUGCGUCCCGUUCUUGUGUCACCGUGCGCUGACCUCCGUGUGCCUCUCCUCCUCAGACUGGGAUCAGAUCCAGACGAUAGACUCCUUGCUCAGGAAAGGUGGCUUUAAGGCUCCAAUUACUAGUGAAUUCAGAAAAACCAUCAAACUCACCAGGUACCGAAGUGAGAAGGUGACAAUCAGUUAUGCAGAGUAUAUUGCUUCUCGACAGCACUGUUUCCAGAAUGGCACUCUUCAUGCCCCGCCCCUCUACAAUCAUUACUCCUGACACACGGCUGCAUGACCAGUCCCACCCCCCUGUGGCCACCAAUGGCUAUGACAUCAUUGGAGCAGAUGCCUCCUCUUCCUGGUCCAGUUACUUCUAUUACUGCACCAUUUUAUGAUGCUAGCUUCCGUUGCCAAGUCUGCCUCCAGCUGACUGAGGAGGGGGGGCGGGGUUAUACUGAAUGAAACAGAACUUGAGGGGCCCAAGCCUUAUCUCAGCCUUUCCUCAAUAUGGGGUUCCGUUGGAUUGGGGCUCCUCCAUGACUAGUGAGAAUUCCGUGUGGGUUCAGAAGACCUUGGCACGUGGGUGCUGCAGGUGAUUUGCUGCCUGUGUGUUGGCCACACAGUGGAAGCUGGAAUUGAUUGAUGAAGGCUUACCCCACACACACCCCUGCAGCCUCCCCAGAUCAAGUAGGUGUACUCCCCUGGCAGUCUGGGCAACGGAGACCAACAAGAAACAUUUUUAGGUUGUUUUAAAUUCCUUUUUUUAAACUUCCAGUUUAUUGCGUACCAAGAGUUGAUCACAACCUCCAUGCUUCAUAAGUGGAUGCCACGUUAGGGUGGAAGGUGGGCGCCAUGAGUCCUUUGAGGCUCCUGGACAGAGACCUACAUCAAGAUCGGAAGCCCUUUGGAUGGCGUUGCAGAUCUCAUUGCUCAAUUAGCCACGAAGGUUUUAAUUUUCAUCCCACUGUCAGUUGGAUGUUCUGGCACUCUUCCUGCUCUGAGUCUCCUGGCGUUGAGCAGAGCUCUGUGGUGUAGCCUGCCGAGGAAGGACUGGGAUGCCCGCCGGAGGUCCUGACAGCGUCACUGCCUGCAGUGUCGGAGAGAGACCUCCUCCUUACCCCCCCCCCGCCCCCGGCUACCUCACUCCUCUGCCGGUAGCAGUGCCUCUAGCUGGAUCUAGGUUCUCAGAGGGCAGAGAUGUUCAAGCAAGCACUCGGGUUGGGCUCUAGAAGGACACGUCUAGGAGAGAAUGGAGGGUCUCCAAGCUGUUUUUCUUUUCAGGCAAACAUCCUGAAGGACCUUCAAGCAGAGGGUUUCCUUUUCCUAGUUUGCCUGUAGAAGUGGGAAACGUGUUGCAGUUUUAGUCUUUAGGGACUUUAGAACAAAGCUGUAUGAUUAAACAAGGUGAGUCUUUGUCUUGCCUAACAUGCUGGGAAUCUUCAUCCCACCGUGGCAGUUCCAGAUAGUUCAUGUUAUUCUGGGUCAUUCAUGUUUUCAUGUGGCAUAUUUCCCUUUUCCAUUGUUGCUGAUUCCAAAUAGCUGUCAGCAAGUUUCUCCUCCCUCUUUCUGUUCUUCACUUACAUGGUGGCAAAGGUCAUAGAAAUUGGGGACUUGGAGAUACUUUGAAACAUUGUCACAGAGGCACUGCUGAGAUGAUUCACAGGAAGAGGUGGCCAGUGGGAAGAAAGGACCCUAAGGGUGGUGCACUGGUUUUCAACAACAUGUUUAGAGAACUCUUGAAGUGGGUUGGGUGUCAACCCAGUGAACAUGAUGUUUUGUUUUAAUUUAUUCUUAAUGUUUAUGUGGUAUUGGUGUGGCUUUCCAAUAUGGGCAAAUAGUCAAGUCAAAGGAUCUUUGGAGUUUUCUUUUGCCAGGAGUGGGGGAGAGGAGCAGGGACACAGUCUAAAGAACAACACAGGUGCUGGUCUAGACCUAGCUGUCUUCAUUUCUCGAAGUGGUGGGUUAAGGAUGGACAGGUGUGUUUGGUGCCAGCCUCUGCUGUGGUGAGAAUGCGGGAUGUGCCAGGGAAAUGUGGGCUGACCGCGGACACGCAGGCCCGGCUGCAGUACCACCUGGCUGCUGUGCUGAGCCCUCAGGUCCCUCACAGUAUUAAUGGAAACAGGCUUCUGAAGAUGAAGGGAUUGUUCUGUGAUUUCCUGCUGCUGAGAAUAAUAAAUGUCUUGUUACAAACAAAUGUCAUGACAGUUACUCUUAGGUGCCAUGGAUUGAUGUCAGGGUGGCCAGCUCUGGGCUACACCACCCACCUCCAGUUUGUACAACAGUGUUGAUAUAUAGGGCUACACUCAUUAAUGUUCAAGUCUUCUGUGUUGAAAGUUGUGUUUAAUUUCUAAAGUUUAAAAAAAGCAAAAAAAAUGGUGCUAAACUUUCACCCCUGAGCACGCUCAGUGAGACUGGUCAUGCAAGCAUUUACAGUGCCAUGCUCUUUCAAGCCUAUCUUGUAGAAAUGUUGCCCUAUUUGUCUUCCCCAAUGUAUAGUAUGUUUUUUAUUUUAUUGAGGGUCAGGUAGGAUACCUGCCAUUUAAGAAAAUGAACAGAAAAUUUUAAAACCCAGGAAAUGGGGAAAAAAAAAAAUCAGUGCACAAGAAUCGGGCUUGUUAAGCCCAGCACCACACUGAAGUGGGCUCGGUGGUUUUUGGAGUGAAGAAGCCUUACUCCCUGCACAUUCCCUCAUGCUCCCAUCCAAGUCCAGCAAUGGAGAUGGAGAUGCUCGGGUUCCUCUUGGCUUGGCAAGGGGACUCAGGAGUCGACCAAGGAAAACUCUUGGGCCCCAUGAGGAAUGGCACUUUCGGUGUCUGUCCUGAAUGGAGCCUAGUCAGGAAGUGGUCUGGAAGUGUACGGUCAUGGUCACCUCAUGAAGAUGUAUGGCAGGUGGCUCUCAGGAAAAAUACUAAGUCUGGAUCAUCCAUGUGGCAGCUUUGCAUAGGGAGAUGACAGCUCCGAACUGGAACUUAACUGCCUUCCACGCGCUUGACCAAAGCAGUGAUGAGGGUGGCCAAUACAUGUGGUAUGAGUGGUAGGUUUAAAGAGAAGGGGGUGUUUUCUGCUGGCGUUUCCUUUGUCCUUGGGCUGCUCAAGCUGAACAGUAGGUAACCACUGUUUUCAAGGAACCAGCCUACCUUGGCUGGUUUGGUUCGGAGUCCGUUUCAUCCCUAGCUGUGAGUGCCUUUUGGUCUGGAACGUUGGCUUGUCUCAUGAUACCCACAGCUAGGACAUUCUCUCUGUAAUUUCAAAUUGUCUUUGUUUUACAUUAACUAAAAGAGAAUGUCUGAUCACUAGAGUUUGUUGGUGUUGGUUUCCACUGUGAGGUUCUUAAACUUUUUCGCUUCAUAAUACUAAAGCAACACACGUUAGAUACCCUUUCAACAAGAAAGGUUUGUAGUUGAGACAUUACAUAUAUUUUAUUGUUUAUAAGAAAAAUCAUCUAUACAGGAGUCCUGGGUGUUAAUUUUAAUAUUUGCACAAGAUCUGUUUUCCAUGAUGUGUUAACACCUACAAUUUCACUAACUGUUGAUGUUAUUUUCUAUUGAGAUUCUGGAGCCUAGGGAGCUAUAUGUUCUUUUUGUUUGUUUUCAUUCUUAUUUCCCUGAAGCAAGAGACUUUGUAUGGCCUUCAGUGCAAAGACUUCAGACCAAUUCUUUGUAUUACACUUGGUUGCCUCUUGGCUAUAUAACUUCUGAGUGCAAAUCAUUGAACUCUUUAACAAAAGUAUUGUAGAGAAUAAAUCAUAAUGGGUAAAAAGUG